CCAAUCAAAGCAAAGAAAAUUUUUAUAUAGACCCUCGCUAAUGGAUCAUUACUGUAAUUUUGAACGUCAUCUGGUCAUAGUAUUAGUUACUAAGCAAUUCAAAAUUCAAAUUAAUUUUGGAUGUUCGAAUUACAUAUGCAAAAAAAAAUGUGUAUUUUAGUGAAUAACGUUUUUAUAUGAAAUUAUUCACUUUUUACGUGUAUAUCAUUCGAUACGUAGUGUAAAUAUAUAUUAAAAUAUGGCGUACUUUAAAAAUACGUAAAUGUAUGUGCCUUUAUUCUUAAUAAUUGUUGUUGGACCUUAGCAUCGUCCGGAGUCUAUUUUAUAAGAAAUUACAUGUUGUUGUUAUAUUUUAUAUCAUUUAUUGUAACGUAGUUUAUGUAUUUUAUGAAAUAUUUACAAUUAGUUGUGCAAUAACUCAACUUAUUUUGUGCAAUAUGUUAUCCAUCCCAGCAAGCCAUAUUAAUUACAUGAAGAGACAAUUGAUUAAACAAAAGAAAAUACAAACACUGUGGCAAAUAUCAAGAAAUAUAUCUACACAAAAAGAUGAAGAAUAUCAAUAUAUUAAGAAAAGCAAAACACCCACAAUGCACUUUCAGCCAUCGUUACCACGAUUGCCUAUUCCGAAGCUCGAGGAAACAUGCAAACGAUAUUUGAGAGCACAGAAGCCUUUAUUAUCUACUGAACAGUUCAAAGAAACUUCAUCCAGUGUCAAUGAAUUUAUUCUUAAAGAUGGCAUCGAUGUGCAUAGUAAACUUGUUCAAAAAGAUAAGAAAAAUCGUUGCACUAGCUAUAUCAGCGAACUAUGGUUCGAUAUGUAUCUUCGAGACCGUAAGCCAUUACCCAUUAAUUACAAUCCUUUCUUAGUUUUUGUACCGGAAGACAAAUCAGAAUACGAUGUUCAAUUAGUAAAAGCUACAAAUCUAAUUAUCUCGUCAUUAAGAUUUUUGAAGUCAUUGAAAGAGAACGUAUUACCACCAGAGGUGUUUCACUUGAAUUCUAAAAAAUCUGAUACUGAUUUAUUUCACACUGUUACAAGACUGCUUCCAUCCAAAGUCAGUUGGUACGGAGCAUAUCUGUUUAAUGCUUACCCCUUGGACAUGUCGCAAUAUCACAAUUUAUUCAAUACAACAAGAUUACCAAAAUUAGACAAAGAUGAGAUUUACCACGAUAAAUCUGCACGACAUAUAGUUGUUAUGCGAAAAGGGCAUUUUUAUUGCUUCGAUGUAGUAGAUGAAAAUGGCUACAUUUAUGAACCGAAAACAAUAGCAACGUGUAUAAAGACUAUUUUAGAAGAUGACAGAGCACCCAAUAAAAGUCCAAUUGGUAUACUAACAACUGCCGAACGUAAUCUGUGGGCUAACACGAGAGCACAUUUGUCGCACAUUGGUAAUCAGAAGCUAUUACAAAGAAUAGAUACUGCUAUAUUCAUGAUGAUAUUGGACGAUUCAUAUACUGGUACGGACUAUAAUAAAUUAAUUAAAACGUUUCUCCAUGCGGAUGGAACAAACAGGUGGUUCGAUAAAUCAUUUUCAUUGAUCGUGGCGCAAGAUGGAUACGCUGGAAUAAAUUUUGAACAUUCUUGGGGAGAUGGGGUAGCUGUACUCAGAUUUUUUAACGAUGUAAAGUCCGAUAUAUCUAAGAAACCAAGAUUCCAUCCUACUGAUAUCAAUCACCUUCAGAAAACAGAGAAUGUUGAAAAACUCGAGUUUGCUAUUGACAAUAAAAUACAGAAUAUUAUCGAUCAGCAAAAGAAAGACUACAAAGACUGGACACAACAAUUGAGUAUCGAUCAUGUGAUAUGUAACGAAUUUGGUAAAGACCAGUGCAAGAAAUUUGGAGUAAGUCCCGAUGCGAUUAUGCAAUUGGCAUUUCAGCUAGCUCUAUAUUACCAGAAGAAUUGUGUAGCGCCAACGUAUGAAUCUUGCAGUACUGCUGCUUUCAAACACGGACGAACAGAAGCUAUUAGAUCAUGUACAAUGGAAACAAAAAUAACUUGUGAGUCGAUGACUCGAAAAACUAAUAGUUUAACUAAGUCCGAAUUGAAACAAUUAAUAGUUAAUUGCAGUAAUGUUCAUAAUACGCUUACUAAAGAGGCUGCUAUGGGACAAGGAUUCGAUCGACAUUUGUUCGCGUUGAAAAAGAUCUAUGAACAAUCGAACACACCUAUGCCAAGAAUUUUUAGAGAUCCGGCUUACGAAUAUAUUAAUAAAAACGUAUUAUCUACAUCUACCCUUUCGAGUCCAGCCGUACUCGCUGGUGGAUUUGGUCCAGUGAUAGACAAUGGAUAUGGAAUCGGAUACAUGAUUCAAGAUCGAAGACUGGGAGCUAUCGUAACAAGUUAUAACAAAUACUGUGAUUCCAACGAGUAUGUCAAUUGUUUAGAACAGGCGUUUAAAAAUAUUCAUCAAAUAUUGACAUAGAUGAUAAUGGCAUUGUUGCAUAUUCGCGAUCAGUAUCGAUUAUUACAUCGAAAAUCGAUACUCAUACGAAUGUGUAUCGUUGAUAAUUAUAUACAUGCUCAUAUAUUUUUAUAUAUCGGUUUGAAGAACCUUUUUUACUGUUACCUAAACAAUAAAAGCCUAUAUCUUUUCUUGUA
Molecule: messenger RNA, 2599 nt
Organism: Megalopta genalis
Lineage: Eukaryota; Metazoa; Arthropoda; Insecta; Hymenoptera; Halictidae
Gene: CPT2
Product: Carnitine palmitoyltransferase 2
Biological process (GO): fatty acid beta-oxidation
Cellular component (GO): mitochondrion
Molecular function (GO): carnitine O-palmitoyltransferase activity
Source: RefSeq, a predicted model, not a curated record